Messenger RNA from Paramecium tetraurelia, 2094 nucleotides. RefSeq lists its product as uncharacterized. The transcript is spliced from 4 exons. The record is from RefSeq and is a predicted model, not a curated record. NCBI's taxonomy places the organism in Eukaryota, Ciliophora, Oligohymenophorea, Peniculida, Parameciidae.
AUGGAUUCAAUAAAUGAGAGGUGCACUAAUUCAAUCAAAAGUAACGAAGAAAUUGAAAAACUGUGCACUCCUGAAUACAACAAUUUUAUCGACAAGGCGAUCUACUUGCUGAAUAAUGGAUAAGCAUUUUAAAAGCUUUUUGUUUGUCAAAAUAUAAAUAAAGCUACUGAGUUCGACUUCUAUGUUCCAGAACUAGUGGCAUUCAUCAUGGUAAUUCUCUGUUCUCAUCAUUCAUAGAAUAAGGUUAAGAGCGAAGAGUCCUAAGUAGUAAAGGAAUUAAUCAAAGCCUUAAGCAACCUCAUUAUCUCACUAAAUGAAAAUGUAUUGAACAAGAUCAAGGAAUAAUAAUUGAAGUAGCUCUAAGAAUUCUGUUCUAUUUAUUUCAAUUCUCCAUUUUGCGAUCAAAUUUGUGAGUUGAUGGCUACUCUCUCAAAAUUUAUGGAAUUCGAUUUCGAACCCUAUCUCCUCAUCUUAAAUGAGGAUAGUGUUAGGUAUGAAGGAUUGAAAAUGAUCGAAAUGCGCUAUUCUUUGAUGAAUAAUAAUCAGUAGGCUUUGUCACUGAAACAUGUAAAAUAAUGCAUUGGUAGAAAAAAUGAACGAAUGUGCAGAAUUAUUGAUCAAGUUAUACUAAAACAUGAUAAACUAUUGAUGAUAUUAAUCAGAGAUCAAGACUGGUUAAAGAGCACUAUUUCAUUGAUCACAGACUUCGAUAAGUAAGUGAGAUUGAAUGGAUGCAAACUAUUUCUCAACUCUUGGUUGAAGAUGGAAGAAUAAGGUUAUGAGACUCAUCUCAAAUUUUAAGACACUCUCCAAGAUAUCAUAUAAUUCAUAGAAGAUGAUCCCAAAAUCAUCGUUUUGAUUGCAUAAUGUCUUGCAACUAUUAAAACAGAGUUUGUUUAGUAGACAUUUAUGGAUUACAUACGACCAUAACCAAUUCAAAUUGAAUUAGUUAAGGAGUACUAUCAAUAUGUGUUUUUAUUCGAUUCAAAGAUUCGAUAACAAUAUGAUGAUUUCCUAGUUAAUCAGGUAUCUAAUUUAAUUGACACAAGUAAAGAGUUUAGUUUUCUUAAACAUUUAUCAGAAUUAUACACUCAAUUAAACGAAUAAACACAUCAACAAUUACUUGGUCUUAUAUUUGGCAAUUUAGAGUUGAAUCAGAUAUUUUUCAUUCCUUAUCUCCUUGAUAUCAUUAACAAAGGCAUCAGAAUCAAAAACAGACAAUUCACAGUCCAGUUGCAAAAGACCUUCGACUUCCUCAAAAAGUCCAUCUUGCAUUAUGAAUAAAAAGGUCUUUGGUUUGAAGUUGAAGAAACCUUAAACAUCUUAGAAUGUCUGGCUAGUCACUUAAACAUUAAGACAGAAUUCAAUUCUCUAUGUUUUUCGUAUCUCUCAAUGGGAUCUUAACAUAUCAGGAAAAAAGUGUCCGUCUAUUUGAUUGAUUCAAUAGCAGAAAACUACGAGAAGGUAAUUCCACAUUAUCUUCCAUACCUCACUCACACUAAUUAUGCAUAUAGAAUAUUAUUGAUCGACUUCUGUAUAUAAAUAUGCAGAAAACGAAGCAGAAACUUUUUCAAACAAUGCAACCUAAUUUAAGUAUUGCAAUUGCAAAACGAUCCAGUUUAUAUUGUGAGAAUGAAGUUCGUAUAAUUGAUUUACGAGAUGAGAUUACUAUUCUGGAAUGAAGAAAAGGAAUUAGUCAUUAAAUUACAGUAGAUAUUCCAACCAUUUCUAUCUGACAAAAAGGCCAUUGUUCAAUAAACAGCCAAAGAGAUUAAUCAAAAACUCUUAUAGAUCCAUUUCCAUCAUCCAGAAACCAUAAUCAAAUAGGAACAUGCCAACAAUUUAAAAGAAAGUAUGGAAACCUUCCACCCCAAACAUCAGAUAAGACUGAAGACUCCCACUAAAAACAACACAACUGCUAGAUUGUAAACUCCAACAAGUAAGGUGUCCUCUUAAACUCCAACAUUAAAAAAAUAAUAAAUAUUGUUUCCUAAGCCUUAAACAAAAAGCACUUGUGUUCAACUUCCCAAGGUUCCUCCCAAAUCCAGUAUCUCUAAGAAUUAGUAAUUUUAAAAACAUUCUAAGGAUUAUUGA